AUGCUCUGUGCCCGGCCCGCGUGCGGCGGCGGCGGCGGCCGCCUCCUGCUGAGGCGGCCGGGGCCCGUUGGGCGCCGCGGGUACUGGCGGACCGUGGGGCUGACCGAGGGCAUCAUCUCGGAGCUGGACACGGACCAUCACUUCGUGCACAGGAGCACGAUCCCCACCAUGCACUUCCAGGACAGCCUGCCCAGAUUACCUGUUCCAAAAUUGGAGGAUAGCGUGAAGAGAUAUUUGGCUGCUCAGAAACCUCUAUUGGAUGAUGAUCAGUACAGAAAUACUGAAAGAAUUGCUAGGGAGUUUGGAAAAGGAGUGGGCAGGAAGUUACACCGAGAUCUUGUUGAAUUUGAUAAAAAGAAUAAGCAUACCAGUUAUAUAUCAGAUCCCUGGUUUGAUAUGUAUCUCUGUGCCAGAGACCCUGUUGUUUUAAACUUCAACCCUUUUAUUUCUUUAAAUCCUGAUCCAAAAGAAGCAUACAACAGUCAGGUAGUGAGGGCAACAAAUCUGGUAGUAUCAUCAAUAAAAUUUCUUAACUCUCUAAAGAAUGAGUUUUUACGGCCAGAUAUCUAUUAUGUCAAUCCAAAAUGGAGCCAGAGUAGGGUCUUCAAAAACUUUAUCCGCCUUCUUCCAACCUCUGUGUCUUGGUAUGGAGCUUAUAUGGUAAACGCAUAUCCCUUAGAUAUGUCACAAUAUAAGUGUCUCUUCAACAGUUCCAGAAUUCCUAAAUUAAACAAAGAUGAACUGUUUACUGAUGAAUGGGGAAGACAUUUGUUGGUGAUGAGAAAUGGACAUUUUUAUGUUUUUGAUGUUUUGGAUUCUAUUGGUAAUAUUCUGCAUCCGUCUGAAAUCCAGGCUCAGUUAAUUUAUAUUUUACAAGAUGCAGAUCGCUUGCCUGAAUUUUCCCUUUGUUAUCUCACCACUGAAGACAGGAAUACUUGGGCAGCAGUAAGACAACAGCUUCUCGAAGCAGGCAAUGAAGACAACUUACAAAAAAUUGAUAGUGCAGUCUUUUGCCUAUGCUUAGACAAUAUAUCCCCAAAGAAUGAUACUGAGCUGUCACAUUGUAUGCUUCAUGGACAUGGUUUUAAUCGUUGGUUUGACAAAUCCUUUAGUCUGAUCAUCACUAGUGAUGGCACUGCAGGGGUAAAUUUUGAGCAUUCUUGGGGAGAUGGAGUUGCAGUCCUUCGUUUUGUUAAUGAAGUAUAUAGAAAUAGUACAAGACAUCCAGCUAUUGUACCACAUUCUAGUCCUCCUGCGUUAAGUGCUACCCGUUGUGAGAGACUGGAGUUUAAAUUGAAUGAUUCAAUCCAAUCUGCUAUAAAUGCUGCACAUAUGAAAUUUAAAGAAACAAAUGAGAAACUAUCUGUGAGAAUGUUUGAAUUCAGAAAGUUUGGAAAAGAAUUUUUAGUGAAACAAAAGCUGAGUCCAGAUGCUGUUUUUCAACUUGCAUGUCAGAUUACUGCUUAUCGACAGUUUGGAAAAAUUAUUUCAUCUUACGAAGCAUGUAGCACUGCUGCUUUUAAACAUGGCCGCACAGAAACUAUUCGACCCACAUCUAUACUAACAAAACAAUGUUCACGUGCAUUUGUUGAAGAACGAAGCAAACACAGUGUAGCAGAACUGAGAAAUAUGAUUGAUGAAUGUUCAAAAUAUCACAGACGGUUGCAACUGGAAGCUGCAUUAGGUAAAGGAUUUGAUCGCCAUUUAUUUGCAUUAAAACAUCUUUCAGUGUCCAGAGGUGAUCCUAUGCCUGAACUUUUUCUUGACUCAGCCUACCAAAAACUAAACCAUAUUAUCCUUUCAACUAGUACGUUACACAGUCCUGCAGUUCAUCUUGGUGGAUUUGGGCCAGUGGUGCCAGAUGGUUUUGGAAUUGGAUAUAAUGUCUUUGAUACGUGGGUAGGAUGUAACACAACUGGCUAUUUAAAUAGAGAACUACAAGAAUUUCUUAGAUGCCUAGAGUAUAGUUUAAAUGAUAUUUUAGAUGUUUUAGAAGGAAGACCUCUUGUGUAAUCAUAAGUGAUCAGCAAUAUUAGGAAUUAUUUUAAAACUAAUUUCUGACCCAUAAAAAUAAUGGUGCAAAAUCAACAGCAAAAAUCUAAUAAUGAGAAUAAACUAUUGGGAAAUAACUACAAAAGAAAAGGAAACUCUGAAACCUUAAUUAGUGGACUGACAAAAUAAUGUUAAAAUGUUAUUCUGUUUCUGGCCUUUUUUUUUUUUUUAAAUUAUUACUAGUUUUCAACAUCCAUUAAGGCCUUCAAGAAUUUUUUUUCCAUAUUUUCCAAACUCUUCCUAUUUUAGUGAAUCCAUUAAUUUUAUACUUGUUUGUUCUUUUUUUAUACUCUGCUUAUUAUUUAUUUUUAGAGGGGGGUUGUUUGGUUGAGUUUUGUUUUGUUUGCUUUGUAUUGUUAUACUGUAUUUUGUCUUCAUGGCUGUGCUUGUUCAAACAUGAUUAUUAAAAUAAAAGUUUAACAUCUUAA
Molecule: messenger RNA, 2480 nt
Organism: Dermochelys coriacea (leatherback sea turtle)
Lineage: Eukaryota; Metazoa; Chordata; Testudines; Dermochelyidae
Product: carnitine O-palmitoyltransferase 2, mitochondrial-like
Exons: 5
Coding region: 1-2013 (670 amino acids)
Biological process (GO): fatty acid beta-oxidation
Cellular component (GO): mitochondrion
Molecular function (GO): carnitine O-palmitoyltransferase activity
Source: RefSeq, a predicted model, not a curated record